AUGUACAACGUCACACACUUCUAUCAGGUCCCGGAGGACCCCAUCGGAACGUUCAUUUGGUUCCAUGGCUGCGUCCACGACGCCUCUGCUGGGUGGCCCUACGAUCCAGACGAGUGCCCCGAGUGCCUGGGCUUGCCAGAGGAGGCGCUGGCCAGGGGCUACGCAGUGCUGGCCGUGGAGAGCAAGAACCGUGAGCGGAAGGAGCGGUGCUUCAACUACAGCCCGGACGAGACCAUCAGCGAUGCAUACCAAGUGCCCAAGAUCAUUGAGCGCUUCGUCAGGGUCAAGCGGCUGCAGGACAAGCCCAUCUACACUGCGGGCGUCUCCUCGGGGGCUUCCUUUGCAGUGAAGAUUCCAAAGGGGUUCUACUCCUCUGAGAAUGAAGUCAAGAUUCAUGGAGCCAUCUCAGAAGCGAACGCAAUUCCCAUAGAGUCGUGGGGGCUGCUGGACACACGCGGCCAGCUGCGCUACCCAGGCUUCCCGCCAAACGACCCAUUCAGCCGCGUUCAGAUGCUGGAGAACAUCGAUGUGUUCCGCAGCGUCGGCAUCCCAAGUGACUGGGUCUCGGUGUGGCAGCGGUCCAUCAACGAGUCGUUUUUCUUCGAGCGCUCUCCCACCAUCACCAUGCCACAGUCGGCCGCCAUUGUCAAGGCCCUGAAGGCCAUGGGGGUGGUGGAUGAGGAUGGCAACCUCAUGGGCGACCCCCGCAUAGAUGCGCCGAACCGCACCAGCGUGAUGCACAAGUGGAACUUCAAGCUGGUGCAGCGCGUGCCAUGGCUGAACCUGAACCGCAACAAGCCGCCCAUGCUGACGGCUCUGUCGGACCGUGGCGCCAUCUUUGAAGAAAUGAACGUGGCAUUUGCCAGGCACGAGAUCAUAGCUGACUACCUUGUGCCGUGCCUGGCAUGGCUGGAGAAGGAGGGCAAAGCCGACCUGAAAGAGCUGGGCAGGCAGCUGGGCGUGAAGCGGCUGCGGGACCUCACCAUGGAUCGCAUCUAUCCCUCGCCGCCCCCCGCGCCACGGCCGCCGCCCUCCCCGACGAAAAAGGGCAGCGAGGAUGCUGAUGACGACGGCAACGCGGUUGAAGGGGCAAACGGGUGA
This is a messenger RNA of Chlorella variabilis, 1101 nucleotides long. RefSeq lists its product as hypothetical. Bases 1 to 1101 code for a protein of 366 amino acids. The transcript is spliced from 10 exons. NCBI's taxonomy places the organism in Eukaryota, Viridiplantae, Chlorophyta, Trebouxiophyceae, Chlorellales, Chlorellaceae. The record is from RefSeq and is a predicted model, not a curated record.